Vitis riparia (riverbank grape) is the source of this 941-nucleotide messenger RNA. Its product is annotated as putative germin-like protein 2-1. The record is from RefSeq and is a predicted model, not a curated record. Lineage: Eukaryota; Viridiplantae; Streptophyta; Magnoliopsida; Vitales; Vitaceae. The transcript is spliced from 2 exons. Gene Ontology annotation, cellular component: cell wall. The coding region runs from base 6 to 653 and encodes 215 amino acids. Gene Ontology annotation, molecular function: manganese ion binding.
CUCCAAUGGCCACUCACAUUUUCUUUUUAGGUCUCCUAGCUUUAUGUUUCACUAUCGCUAUAGCAACCGAUAAUAGUCCUCUUCAAGAUUUCUGUAUCGCAGACUCCACUAGUCCAGUGAUAUUGAAUGGUCUGGCCUGCAAGGAUCCCAAGCUGGCUCAGGCCAAUGAUUUCUCCUUCAGUGGCCUUCACAUAGCAGGUAACACAUCCAACGCUGUUGGAUCCAGGGUGACUCCUGUCACAGUAGCCCAGCUAUCAGGACUCAACACUCUUGGCAUCUCAUUUGCCCGCGUGGACUAUGCACCUGGGGGUAUUAACCCUCCCCACUUGCACCCUCGAGCCUCAGAAAUUUUAACUGUUCUGAAAGGUUGCCUUGAAGUCGGGUUUGUCACGUCCAACCCUGAUAACCGUCUCAUUACAAAGGUACUUCAAAAGGGGGAUGUUUUUGUCUUCCCGGUGGGUCUUAUCCACUUCCAAAGAAAUGCAGGACAACACAAUGCAGUUGCCCUAGCUGCUCUCAGCAGCCAAAAUCCUGGUGUCAUCACAAUCGCUAAUGCAGUGUUUGGAUCUAAUCCAGCCAUUUCAAGUGACAUUCUUGCCAAGGCUUUCCAGACAGACAAUAAAAUUGUGAAUGACAUCCAAUCAAAGUUCUAGAGAAAAGCUUGAAGGCUUGCCGGAAUAAGGAAGUGCCUGUCCAACCAAUUAGUUCUGUGUCUGUUUGAGUCUUUGAUUAACAGUUUGAGCGAGUUUGCUUACCCUUUGUUUAAUUUUUUAUGUACUGUUCCAUAAUUAUCCUUCCUUUGAAUGUUGGAAAGUUCGCCAUGAUCCCCAAAUAAUUUAAUCCUAAAAUGCCUGAGAGGGGCUUUGCCUCCUGACAUUAUAGGACUUGCAACCCGAUUUGGAAUAAAAGCCUCUUGUGUUUUUUCUUUUCUUUUUUUCAAA